GGGAGAUCUUUGGCGAAUUGUUGUUUUGAUCAAACGCAGUGUGGAUCCGCCAUUGCGGCUCCAUUGUGAUUCUAUCGUAUUGGUAAGAUGGCUACUAUACCUAGAACCCAUGAAGACAUAGAGGCGCAAAUUCGGGACAUCCAAUCGAGGAAGAAGGAAUUAAACGAUGAAGUAAAUGAAAAAGAUCGUGUAGGAUUGGGAGAGAGCGGAUACUACGAUCGUGAUAUUUACGAUGGCGGUGGAAACAAAUACGAUGGUUACGUCACAUCAAUUGCAGCAAAUGAUGAAGUGGAGGAUGAAGAUUAUGAUGUACCAUCUUUUAAUCAGAACAAGAGAGCAGGUUACACUGCUCCUGCUGCUUUGCUUAAUGAUGUGGCUCAGAGUGAAAAAGAUUAUGACCCUUUUGCUGACCGCAGAAGACCCACCAUAGCUGAAAAAGAGGAUGAAUAUCGCCAGAAAAGACGCCAGAUGAUCAUUUCUCCAGAACGAGUGGAUCCUUUUGCUGAAGGUGGAAAGACUCCUGAUCUGGGAUCUCGGACCUACACUGAAAUUAUGAAAGAACAGUUACUUAGAGGUGAAGAAAAUGAAUUACGGAAGAAGAUUGCUGAGAAGUCAAAAGAUGGUACGUUAAAAGUAGUGAGCAAUGGGGACAUGCCGAAGUCUGCACCCAAAAGACGGGGCAGAUGGGAUCAAACUGGAGGAGAUGAAGCUAGUGCUCCAGCAAAAAAGAAAGUUGCUGGAGGAACUUUAACAACUGGGUCAUCUUGGGACAAAGAAGACGCUACACCUGCCUCAACAAGAUGGGAUGAGACUCCAGGACACAAAGGAAGUGAAACUCCUGGAGCUACACCUGGCCAAAGCACUAGAAUAUGGGAUGCCACACCUGGUCAUGCAACACCUGGCCAUGCAACACCUGGCAGAGAAACCCCCGCGCAUGACAAAUCUGCCAGUAGACGCAAUCGAUGGGAUGAAACACCAAAAACAGAAAGGGAAACUCCUGGUCACAGUAGUGGUUGGGCUGAGACUCCUCGUACGGACCGUACUGCUGGUGAUUUAAUUCAAGAGACACCAACACCUUCUGCCAGCAAGCGUCGGAGUAGAUGGGAUGAGACUCCAUCGAGUCAAAUGACCCCUGGUGGUAUGACACCACAAACACCAGGCACUCCUCAUACACCUCAUGGCACACCCCAUGGAACGCCCCAUGCCACACCCUCUAUGAUGACUCCUAGUGGAGUUACUCCAACUGGGCAGAAAGCAAUGGCUAUGGCGACUCCCACUCCAGGUAUGAGAGUUACCCCAAGAUGGGAAAGAGAGAUAGAUGAAAGAAAUAGACCGCUUUCAGAUGAUGAACUGGAUGCAAUGUUCCCACCUGGAUAUAAAAUACUUCAGCAACCAGAUGGAUAUAUACCUAUUCGCACUCCAGCCCGAAAGCUAACAGCCACUCCUACACCCAUUGCUGGUACCCCAGCAGGAUUUUUCAUCCAAACCGAAGACAAAUCUGCAAAAUACAUGGACAACCAGCCGAAAGGUAAUCUCCCUUUCAUGAAGCCAGAAGAUGCACAAUAUUUUGACAAAUUAUUGGUGGAUGUUGAUGAAGAAAGUCUCAGUCCAGAAGAGCAAAAGGAACGCAGGAUUAUGAAGCUUCUCUUGAAGAUCAAGAAUGGUACACCACCUAUGCGUAAGGCUGCUUUACGACAAAUUACAGACAAGGCUCGUGAAUUUGGGGCUGGUCCGCUCUUUAAUCAAAUUUUACCUCUUCUAAUGUCACCGACCUUGGAAGAUCAAGAAAGACAUUUAUUAGUGAAAGUCAUUGAUCGUAUUCUUUAUAAGUUAGAUGACUUGGUUCGACCCUAUGUGCAUAAGAUACUUGUGGUUAUUGAACCUCUCCUGAUUGAUGAAGAUUACUAUGCACGUGUGGAAGGAAGAGAAAUUAUUUCUAAUUUAGCAAAAGCUGCUGGCCUUGCAACCAUGAUUUCAACAAUGCGACCUGAUAUUGAUAACAUUGAUGAAUAUGUGCGUAACACGACAGCUCGAGCUUUUGCUGUUGUUGCAUCAGCAUUGGGUAUCCCAUCGUUGUUGCCGUUCUUAAAAGCUGUGUGUCGUAGUAAAAAGUCUUGGCAAGCUCGUCACACUGGAAUAAAAAUUGUUCAACAAAUUGCCAUUCUUAUGGGAUGUGCUAUUUUGCCUCAUUUGAAGAGUUUAGUUGACAUCAUUGAACAUGGUUUGGUUGACGAGCAACAGAAAGUCCGUACCAUUACUGCUUUGGCAAUUGCUGCAUUGGCUGAAGCAGCAACUCCAUAUGGCAUUGAAAGCUUUGAUUCUGUGCUGAAACCCUUAUGGAAGGGUAUUCGUACUCAUCGUGGAAAAGGAUUGGCUGCAUUUCUAAAAGCUAUUGGCUAUUUGAUUCCUUUGAUGGAUGCUGAGUACGCUAAUUAUUAUACAAGAGAAGUGAUGCUUAUUUUGAUUCGAGAGUUUCAGUCUCCAGAUGAAGAAAUGAAAAAAAUUGUAUUGAAAGUAGUAAAACAGUGUUGUGGGACUGAUGGUGUGGAGUCACAGUAUAUUAAAGAUGAAAUUCUGCCACAUUUUUUCAAACAUUUUUGGAAUCAUAGAAUGGCAUUAGAUCGUCGUAACUACAGACAGUUGGUUGAUACUACAGUUGAAAUUGCUAAUAAAGUAGGAGCAUCAGAAAUCAUAAACAGAGUAGUGGAUGACCUGAAAGAUGAAAAUGAACAGUACCGUAAAAUGGUCAUGGAAACAAUUGAAAAAAUUAUGGGUAAUUUGGGAGCUGCAGAUAUCGAUUCUCGCCUUGAAGAACAAUUGAUAGAUGGUAUUUUGUAUGCUUUUCAAGAACAGACCACUGAGGAUGUGGUAAUGCUUAAUGGAUUUGGAACAAUUGUUAAUCAGUUGGAAGAAUAUCCUGAGGUUUUAGGCAGCAUUCUGGGAGCUCUAAAAGCUAUUGUGAAUGUCAUUGGCAUGACAAAAAUGACACCUCCUAUUAAAGAUCUUCUUCCAAGAUUAACUCCAAUUCUUAAAAACAGGCAUGAAAAGGUACAAGAAAAUUGCAUUGAUCUUGUUGGCCGUAUAGCAGAUAGAGGCCCUGAAUAUGUAUCUGCCCGUGAAUGGAUGCGCAUUUGUUUUGAAUUACUCGAAUUGCUGAAAGCACAUAAGAAAGCUAUAAGACGAGCUACUGUGAACACAUUUGGUUACAUUGCGAAAGCAAUUGGUCCCCAUGAUGUAUUGGCAACUCUGCUGAACAAUUUAAAAGUGCAAGAGAGGCAAAACAGAGUGUGCACAACCGUGGCUAUUGCAAUUGUGGCAGAGACAUGUUCUCCUUUCACUGUCUUGCCAGCUCUAAUGAAUGAAUAUAGAGUACCAGAGUUAAAUGUUCAGAAUGGUGUUUUGAAAUCCCUUUCAUUUUUAUUUGAAUACAUCGGUGAGAUGGGCAAAGAUUACAUAUAUGCUGUGACACCGCUUCUAGAAGAUGCACUAAUGGAUCGAGAUCUUGUUCAUCGGCAGACUGCGUGUGCAGCCAUUAAGCACAUGGCUUUAGGAGUAUACGGAUUUGGAUGCGAGGAUGCAUUGAUUCAUCUUCUUAAUCAUGUGUGGCCCAAUAUCUUCGAAACAUCCCCUCAUUUGGUACAAGCUUUCAUGGAUUCAAUUGAAGGUUUGCGAGUUGCGUUAGGACCAAACAAAAUUUUACAAUAUGUCCUGCAGGCAACAAAGCCCCUGAUGGGGCUGUUCCAUCCUGCUCGUAAAGUACGUGAUGUCUACUGGAAAAUUUAUAAUUCUUUAUAUAUUGGUGGACAAGAUGCCUUAGUAGCUGGUUAUCCAAGAAUUCAAAAUGACCCAAAGAAUCAAUAUAUUCGUUAUGAAUUAGACUAUAUCUUGUAAAUACAAAUGCUAAAUCCAUGGAACUUUGUAUAGUGUCAGACCUCUAGAUUAAUGCUAUGAAGUUAAUGUGUGCUUAUAGUGUCAUUCAACGGGAACAAAUUUGUCAGUGUUACCUAAAAUAAUUUCAUUACGCAUACUUUUCUUAUUCUAUUUCAUUAUGGGACGGGGGGGUUAAAUAGUUAAACACCAUAUUUUAAUAAGCUACAUGUUUGGAGACUAAUGGAAAUUGAAUAUCAUAGAUGUUCAGGCAUUGACUAGAGUUGAUGAUGGAAUCAAAUCAUCAUUGUAAAUAAGUUUGAGUUCUAGUUACAAACUAGAACUAUAUCAAUAAAAUUUAUUCUGUGAAAACAAAGCAUGUCCUGUUAUUAUCCAUUCCAAAAUAAAUUUAUAGUUUUAAUUUUAUUUCAUAGCCCAUUUGUGUGUAAUAUCUAUGAGUAUGAGGAUCGUUUUUUGAAUGAUUAUUCAAUUGUAGUAAUUUUGCACAUUGUAUCAACUUCAUUAAAGUUUUGUAUAAACAGUGCAGUGUAUCAUUACUUAAUGUCAGAUUUGCUUUAUAAUAUUUAUGCGAAUUUCUGAUCCUUUCCUCUUCAAGCAGUUAUCCUUGUGAAACAAAUGUGUGUGUGUGUGUGUGUGUGUGCGCGCGCGCACGCUUUUUUGUAUGAGUGAGUGGUUGAAGAAAAAUAAUGAAGAUUUUGUAAGAAAUUAUUAUUUUGCUUAAAUUUUGUCUAAUAUUUUCAUAUAAUAAACGUUUUGUGAAUCCU
This is a messenger RNA of Gryllus bimaculatus (two-spotted cricket), 4652 nucleotides long. Lineage: Eukaryota; Metazoa; Arthropoda; Insecta; Orthoptera; Gryllidae. The record is from the annotation of a GenBank genome assembly.